Ilex paraguariensis (yerba mate) is the source of this 2112-nucleotide messenger RNA. Lineage: Eukaryota; Viridiplantae; Streptophyta; Magnoliopsida; Aquifoliales; Aquifoliaceae. The record is from the annotation of a GenBank genome assembly.
UUGUUAAAUGAAGCAGUGGAGUUAAAAGUCGAAAUGGUGAAAAAAGGGAUAAAGCCAGAUGUGUUUACUUAUACAACUCUGUUGUCAGGAUUUGAGAAGGCUGGGAAGGAUGAGUCUGCAGUGAGGGUUUUUGACGAGAUGAGAAGUGCAGGUUGUAAUCCAAAUAUAUGUACCUUUAACGCUCUUAUUAAGAUGCAUGGCAACAGGGGAAAAUUUACGGAAAUGAUGAAGGUUUUUGAAGAGAUCAAGGGCAGUGGAUGUACCCCAGAUAUUGUCACUUGGAAUACUCUUCUGGCAGUCUUUGGGCAGAAUGGGAUGGAUUCUGAAGUGUCUGGAGUGUUCAAGGAAAUGAAGCGAGCAGGGUUUGUAGCUGAGAGGGACACUUUCAAUACCUUGAUCAGUGCUUAUAGCCGCUGUGGGUCUUUUGACCAAGCAAUGGCUGUUUAUAAGAGAAUGUUGGAAGCAGGGGUCUCUCCAGACCUAUCCACCUACAAUACUGUUUUAGCAGCAUUGGCGCGGGGAGGGCUUUGGGAACAGUCUGAGAAAGUGCUCGCUGAAAUGGAGGAUGGUCGAUGUAAACCUAAUCAGCUGACUUACUGUAGUUUGCUUCAUGCUUAUGCUAAUGGGAAGGAAAUUGAACGGAUACAUGCUCUUGCACAAGAUAUAUAUUCUGGAAUUAUCGAACCCCAUGCUGUGCUUUUGAAGACCCUUGUUUUAGUCUACAGUAAAAGUGACCUGUUAAUGGAAACAGAACAAGCUUUCCUGGAGUUGAGAAGAAAAGAUUUGUCGCCUGACAUAACUACUCUCAAUGCCAUGGUUUCCAUUUAUGGUCGAAGGCAAAUGAUUACCAAGGCAAAUGAGAUAAUAAACUUCGUGAAUCAGAUGGGGUUCACUCCUAGCUUGACCACGUACAAUAGUUUGAUGUAUAUGUACAGCCGAUCUGGAAAUUUUGAGAAAUCUGAAGAAAUACUGAGAGAUCUUUUGGCAAAAGGAAUCAAGCCAGAUGCUAUUUCUUAUAACACCGUGAUAUAUGCAUAUUGUAGAAAUGGUCAGAUGAGAGAGGCCUCACGGGUCUUCAAGGAAAUGACGGAAUCUGGGCUUGUUCCAGAUGUGAUCACAUAUAACACCUUUGUUGCAAGUUAUGCAGCCAAUGGAAUGUUUGUGGAUGCCAUUGAUUUGGUUCGAUACAUGACCAAGCAUGGCUGUAAACCAAAUGAGAGCACAUACAACUGCAUCUUGGAUUGGUAUUGUAAGCUUGAUAGGAGAGAUGAAGCAAUAAUGUUUGUUAAUAACCUGCGUAAGCUUGAACCCCAUGUAUCUAAGGAGGAAGAAUGUAGAUUGUCAGAAAGAUUGACAAGUAAGUGACUGCAGAAGAUCGUCUUCUGGUAAUGGGUUCCGGGCCACUGGAAUGGUGUCUGUCCCAAGAAUCUUGUAUUCGUCCUGUUCUUUCCCUGCUUCUGGUGGUAUUAUAUCACGAAAGCAGCAAGAACAGUGUGAUAUUGUUGUAUAUUAUUCUUUUUCUAUGUGGAUUUCUAUAGCAGCUGAUUCAUGAACUUGUGUAUAUGAGGGCCCUGAGCUAUAUGCUUUGGACACCCUGUAAAGCUGGGCAUCAGACCUUUUGUAACUCACUUGGAAAAUAGCUGGGAAAGCUGAGGAUAAGGUUGCUCAGUUAUAGUGGAUAAAUGAUUGGCAUCCACUGAAGAUGGCAGCAGUAAAGGGUGGAGCACGAAUGAGGUAGCUUAUGCUUUUCUUUAUUUUUCGCUUCCUCGUCUGGUAAAUAGGUUCCAAUAGAGAAGCUUCUCCUGUUGGUGGAAGGAUGCUUUAAGUGUAUGGUUGUUGUCAUGAACAUGGUCUGGUGUUGCUUAGUGUGUGGUUUGUUCGUAUAUUGAUUUUUCAUGACUUAUAUGUGCUAAAUCCUUGCGUUUCAAAGUUUAUUUGACUGUGCUUCUGCCGUGGCGCUAGGAUUAUCUAAACUCUGACCUGUUCAUAAGAAAUACAUAUUCUUGUUUCAUUACAAACUAACAUAUGUAUGGGAAAUCAACCAAGAAGCCGGAGUAGCAGUGAGCAAGUGUGGAUUAGGGUUCGUAUUGUGUUUUAGAAUUUCAUUUUCUG